This is a messenger RNA of Spodoptera littoralis (African cotton leafworm), 636 nucleotides long. Lineage: Eukaryota; Metazoa; Arthropoda; Insecta; Lepidoptera; Noctuidae. The record is from the annotation of a GenBank genome assembly.
AUGAAGAUGACUGUGAAUCGUAUAAGGGUGGUGGUGCUAGGGAGCCCGCGGAGCGGCAAGUCUGCGGUGGUCGUGCGUUAUCUAACAAAGCGGUACAUCGGAGAAUAUAGCUCGACAGGAGAUUUCCUUUAUCAGCACAGAGUGGCUUUCGACGGUGCCGUUUCAGAAGUUGAAAUACUAGAUACAUCUAAUUGCGCGAUCCGCGGCUGUUUGGCUGAACAUGUGAGAUGGGGCGAUGCGUUCGCUGUCGUGUACUCGGUGUGUGAGCGCCGCUCCUUCUUAGCUGCAGCUGAACUGCUCUCCUUACUGGAGCGCACGAGACUGCCCGGCUGCGCUGCCGUCACCCUCUUAGGGAACAAACGUGACCUCGAACACGCCAGGGAGGUCCAUGCAGAGGAGGGUCAAGAACUGUCGCUGAGAUUCGGCUGUCAGUUCUACGAGGUGUCGGCGGCGGAGUCGUGCGCGGGCGCAGCGCUCGCGUUCCACGCGCUGCUGCGGGAGGCGCGCGCGCUGGCGCUCUUGUUGCCCGCCCCCAGGCGAAAGCUCGCUGCCUACUCUGUCUCUAAAGUAAUUGGCACGAUAUUUGGAAAAAACAGCAAAAGUGUGAGAAAGAAAAGGCCAUCUUUGAGCAUUUAA